Bombus pascuorum is the source of this 1302-nucleotide messenger RNA. It is a transcript of the gene TRAM, whose product is annotated as translocating chain-associated membrane protein 1. NCBI's taxonomy places the organism in Eukaryota, Metazoa, Arthropoda, Insecta, Hymenoptera, Apidae. Gene Ontology annotation, biological process: protein insertion into ER membrane; SRP-dependent cotranslational protein targeting to membrane, translocation. Gene Ontology annotation, cellular component: endoplasmic reticulum membrane. The transcript has 7 exons. The record is from RefSeq and is a predicted model, not a curated record. The coding region runs from base 156 to 1289 and encodes 377 amino acids.
CCGGUGCGACGUGUGUUGCGUUGUUGCCUAUAGUAUAUGUAUAUAUACUAUAGGUUAUUGGUAUAAUUGAGUACACGUUGGAUUAUUUGACGGUACUUCCAAUAAGUCGUUGACGCGUGUGGUCACAAGAACGGUACUUUUAAUCGCGGAAAAUAAUGGUUGCAGUAAAAGGUCGCAAAAGUUCAAAUAAAAAUCCUCCUAUGUUCAGUCAUGAAUUCGUUAUUCAAAAUCAUGGAGAUAUUGUUUCUUGUAUGGCUAUAAUCAUCCUACUUGGUUUACUGAUGCAGGUAACAACACCAUGGACAUAUACAUUUAUUGCUAUUCAUCACAAUAUAACUUCAGAUAUUGAAGAUCCGACUAUGCCAAUGAAAUAUACUACUGGUUGGAAAGAUGCAUGUGCUGUAUUUUUCUCUAUCUUGAUAAUAACUGUAAUGCACGCCGUAUUUCAAGAUUAUGUUUUUGAUAAAAUUUCAAAACGUCUACAUCUUAGUAAAGUAAAACUUGCUAAAUUUAACGAAUCCAGUCAACUUGUUUUAUUUUAUAUACUGUCUCUUAUAUGGGGUAUAGACAUAAUUAUCAGAGAGGACUUGUUAUUAAACAUAACUUUAUUGUGGAAGGAAUAUCCUAUGCCAAUGUCUUUUUCCUCAAAACUGUUCUUUAUUUGCCAACUUGCAUAUUGGUUGCAUUGUUAUCCUGAAUUAUAUUUUCAAAGAGUAAAGAAGGAAGAUCUAUCUUCUCGAGUUGUACAACCAACUAUUGCAUUCUUUUCCACUGUUGCAGCUUAUAUCUUUAAUUUCCAGCAAGUAGGAAUAUUAUUAUUAGUUUCACAUUACAUAGGAGAUGUUAUGCUUCAUGGAGCUAGGCUUGUACAUUUUGUCGGUAAAAAAGAGGAGGUGACAAAAAUGGCAUUCCUCGUUGCUAACUCGAUAUAUGUUUUCGUACGCAUAGUAACGUUGACUAUUGCAACGUUAGUAUUUCUGUAUGGUUUAGGCCAAGUUGAAAGUGUAUUCAAUUUCGCAACUGGAAAUUUUAAUAUUCCAGUCAUAAGAUUUACAGCUUUGACCUAUAUCAUUCUCUUCCAAACGUACCUUUCUUAUGUAUUUAUUUCGAGGCAACUCAAGCGUGCCCGUGAAAAUGUAGUUCCUGUACAAGCAACAGCGAAAUCAAAACAAAAGCCAAGGAAAAAAGAAGGAAAAAAAUCUGCCACGUCCGAGGAUGACGAUUUGCCAGAAGUUGACCAAGCGACUAAGAAAAAUCUUAGAUCCCGUUCAUCUACGAAAGCUAAAUAAAUAUGUACUAAAG